Molecule: messenger RNA, 777 nt
Organism: Neolamprologus brichardi
Lineage: Eukaryota; Metazoa; Chordata; Actinopteri; Cichliformes; Cichlidae
Product: mannose-binding protein C-like
Cellular component (GO): multivesicular body
Source: RefSeq, a predicted model, not a curated record
CUGCAAAGAAGGAUCACAUCCAUGUCAUUCGUCAUUUAAACUAGUUGCAUAAAGAAGAUGAAGCCAUUUGUUUUUGUCAUAACCUUCUGCCUCAUGGCUCCUGUGGGCUACAGUCAGCUUUUUGGUCCUCCUGGACCUGAAGGCCCACCUGGGUCACCUGGAGAACCCGGGGCACAUGGAGAACCUGGAAAACAAGGACAGAAAGGCUUGAAAGGAGAACCUGGGGCUCGAGGGCCUACAGGACUACAUGGAAUUCCAGGACCUUAUGGACCAACCGGAGCACCUGGAGUGACUGGCCCACCUGGAACUAUUAUAAUGUGUGGACGAGAUCCUAUUGGCUCUUUUCAAAGCGACACUGAAAAGCUAAUGAAGCGAAUUGCCAAGUUUAAACUUGCUGUAAACUAUGAUUUUGUCCAAAUAGUUGAUCAAAAAUACUUUGUCUCCAACAAGCACAGAGGCAGUUUCUCAGAGGCUGUAGUGUUUUGCAACCAACGUGGUUUAGAGCUGGCGUUGCCACAGAACGCAGAGGAGAACAACGCACUGACUCAAGUUCAUGGCAAAUUCAGAGCCAAAGCCUGGAUCAAUGUGAACAAUAAAAAAGCUGAGGGGGAGUUUAAAACUGACAUGAAAAAUCGACCUCUGACCUUUAAAAAUUGGGGAGAAGGGCAGCCAGACAAAUCCAUUGAGGAUACAGGCUGCACAAUGCUGUCAGAAAACGGUUCCUGGCAAGUGACACAUGAAUGUUCUCUCAAUGUCCACAUCGUUUGUCAGUUAUAG